Coffea eugenioides is the source of this 2129-nucleotide messenger RNA. RefSeq names its product putative glucuronosyltransferase PGSIP8. Gene Ontology annotation, molecular function: glycosyltransferase activity. The transcript is spliced from 5 exons. Lineage: Eukaryota; Viridiplantae; Streptophyta; Magnoliopsida; Gentianales; Rubiaceae. The record is from RefSeq and is a predicted model, not a curated record. The coding region runs from base 318 to 1814 and encodes 498 amino acids.
UAAGCUCUGCUUGGAGAGACAGUCCAUCCCCAACCUUUUGCCCCCACUCUCCUCCCAUCCUUCUUCCUCCCACUUUCUUCUCCCUUCCCCUUUCCCCCAAGUGUGUAUAUAUACACAACGCUAACACUCCAGAUUGGAAAUAUAUUCCUAAUCAUCUUUAAGGAUUCUUACUACCAGUCCUGAUUUAAAUAUCGCCGGAACUGGAAGAGUUUUCCCGGUGAAAUACACAUAAUGCUGUAAGAAGAAGCAGAGACACCAUAUCCAAGAGUCAGUACCUUGUGUUUUUCUCUAAGGAUAUUAACAUCGAAGUUGGUAACAUGGAGUCUGGGGGACUAUCAAGGGGGGAGAUAACGGGGCUUUUAGUGAUAAUAUGGAUGGGUUUAAUGUCGAUUAUGGUUCGUGUAAGCGACGCGACGAGGACAGCCGUGACAACAACGGAGGCAGCGUCGGCGGUGGAGGCGGCGACGGCGACGGCGACGGAGACGACAUCGUUUAAUGCAGGACAUAAACAUGCGUAUGCGACGAUGAUGUAUAUGGGGACCCCACGUGACUACGAGUUCUACGUGGCUACGCGCGUGAUGCUCAGAUCCCUAUUGAAGCUCGGCGUCGAAGCGGAUCUUGUCGUCAUUGCCUCCCUAGACGUUCCUCCCAACUGGGUGAAAACCCUAGAAGAAGAUGGGGUGAAGGUUCGCAGAGUUCAGAAUCUGAACAAUCCAUAUACUAAUCAGGGCGAUUUCGAUUGGCGAUUCAAGUUGACAAUGAACAAGCUUUAUGCAUGGAGCCUAGUGGAAUAUGAGAGGGUGGUCAUGCUCGACGCUGACAACCUUUUCCUCCGAAAAACAGAUGAACUGUUCCAAUGCGGCCAGUUUUGUGCAGUUUUCAUAAACCCCUGCAUAUUUCAUACUGGUCUUUUUGUGUUGCAGCCAUCAAUGACAGUAUUUAAGGACAUGGUUCAUGAGUUGGAAGUUGGGAGAGAGAAUCCAGAUGGUGCAGAUCAAGGUUUUAUCGGAAGCUAUUUCCCAGAUUUACUAAAUAAGCCAAUGUUCCAGCCUCCUCCUAAUGGCACUAAGCUUGAUGGACAGUACAGACUUUCUCUGGGUUACCAAAUGGACGCUUCUUAUUAUUAUCUCAAACUACGAUGGAGUGUACCGUGUGGACCCAAUAGCGUCAUCACUUUCCCUGGGGCGCCAUGGCUAAAACCAUGGUAUUGGUGGUCAUGGCCUGUCUUGCCCCUAGGCACCCAGUGGCAUGAACAACGGCAUCGAACUGUCGGGUACAAUGCAGAAAUGCCCUUUGUAUUUAUCCAAGUAAUAUUUUACUUGGGAAUAAUGGCAGUGACGCGAAUUGCACGGCCUGGUUUGUCUAAGCUAUGCUAUCGUCGUGAAGAGAAAAGCGUUUUCCUCAUUCAAACUGGCCUUAAAUUGGUUGCUUUUUGGUCUAUUCUAGCAGCCUACAUAGCCCCUUUCUUCCUCAUUCCCUACACUGUUCAUCCGCUUGUAGGGUGGAGUCUUUACUUGCUUGGGGUUUUUGCUCUGUCCUGUAUAGCGGUUAAUGCUUUUCUUCUACCAAUGCUCCCCGUUCUAGUGCCAUGGUUUGGAAUCCUUGGUUCUCUUCUGGUGAUGGCUUUCCCCUGGUACCAGGAUGGGGUUGUUAGAGCGCUAGCUGUAUUUGGCUAUGCCUUUUGUUGUUCCCCUAUUGUCUGGGCUUCGGUAGUUAGAAUCAUGUCAAGUCUUCAGGUUUCACUUGAAAGGGAAGGCUUCUUGCCUAGGUUAGCUGAAUCUACAGCUCCUUCUGGGUGUAACAAGUUGUACUAAGAUUCUUAAGCACAAUGAUCUGAUGCUUAACAAAAGAAAAAGUCCCGCAAAAAAAAUCUCGGGGCGAGAGGCGGCAGAUUUUCAAGCCUCUGGAAGUGGGUAUUCUGUCGAGCUUCUGGAAGUGGAUAUUCUGCAAUCUGCGUGCGGCCAUUGCUUUCUUCAGUUAUGGAUAUCCAUAAAGCUGAAGUGAUUCUUUCUGGGAUCUUGUAUCAUUUACUCUCUUGUAAAAUUGGUGAUCCCAAUGUAUGAAUUUUGUUCAUCUGUAAUCCGUAACAUGGGGAAACCGCCUCUAAUCUGGAGUAGUUAGAUUCUUUC